CAGAGCGGCACGGCACGGCGCGGCAGGCGGCCCGCCACUCGCGAUAACACGCGCUAGCAGCAGCUGCUGGGCGGAAAAGGCGGGAGAAGACUGCCGCUUCCGCGUCCGCGCAGCACAGACGACGCUGGGGCAAAAUGGACGAUAAGUUAAUAUUGGCUGUAUUUAAUUACCCGGAGCUUUACAACGUUACACUGCCGAAUUACCGCUGCACAGAAAGUCGGACAAAUGCCUGGAGAAGCAUCAGCAUGGAGCUGGGACUUCCGACCGAGGAGUGCAAAAGAAGAUGGAAGAACAUGAGAGACAGGUACCUGAAGGAGGUCCGAAUGGAGCUUAAAAGCAAGAAGCAGGGAGAAAACGUUCAAAGCAAAUGGAAAUACAGACAACUUAUGAACUUCAUUGCGCCGUUCACUGGGUCAAGAAGUGGACUGCAGGAAAUCUCUGCCAACAAUGAUGAGGACCACGACAACCCUGAAGACUCUAGCAACGUGGAUGGAGAAACCGCUUUGUCAGAGGCAAUCAAAACACCACAGAGUGCUGUAAAGGUCCCCGCGAGUCUGCCCGACCUCAAACCACAGGUGACAUUUGUAACGCAGCUUCCUCCAGCGACUCAGGACACACAGGUGGCUCAGCUGGCUGUUCUGGCCAAGAUACCAUCACCCCCACAGGUCUCGCCUGUCACUGGCGUUACUGGGCAGAAACGGAAACCGGCCCAAGAGCCGCCGUCUGCACCUUCCUCCCAAAGUACGCCCAUGCCGACAAAAUGGUUGGUCAAAGACAAUGUCCCCUCUUUUCCCACUAAGCCGCGGGACGAGGAUGAACUGUUCCUGCUGAGCUUUGUUCCCGCUCUGAAGAGACUCGCUCCACAGAAGAGGUGCGAGACGAAAAUAAAGAUCCAGCAGAUUAUGUACGAGGCAGAGUUCAACGUUACACAUUCAGCGUCUCAAGAAAAGAAGGUGGAGACAGAAACACAGCACUGAUUACAUUUAAACUUUUAAAAAAUACUUUAUUGUAUUUCUUUUAUAUAAACUUCUGCCACAGAAUUAGUAAAAGUGGUAGAUAUUAAAGAAAUUUUUUAUGUGAAGUAGUUUGUUCCCCCCUGAUUAGUGUAUUUAUUAGGCAAUAAAGACUUAGAGGCAAUGAGGUCAUUAGAUUUACACCAUAAACAGACAGUUAAUCUUUAUUUACAUAACUUUAUCAAUAGAUUUCAAACAUAUUUCGAAAAAGCUGUUUCUUAGUCAGUCUUAAUUUUUACUCUAAUAAUUACAGUAUUUUACAUGUAAUUACAAUUGCAUACAGUAAACUGAUGAGAAUAAAUGCGUAGGUGAACACUGUUUAAUGAAUGACUCUUUCUGCUUACAUGCUUCUUUUUAAAUCUAAAAUAAAGAUUCUUGUAUUCUGAAAAAGUGUCCGUUUGAAGUCACCCUCAGCUAUUUAGUGGGAUUUAUGCUCUGAUCGGGUAAUUUCAUUUCGAGCAGUUCCUGGACAGAUUUGUUUUUUUUAAGGUCACUACCAUCUGUAAAGGUCGACACACAGUUCAACAGCUUCAGAUUACAUUUAAGUAAUUUUGUUAUGUUGCAAAACUCAGUUAAAAUAAUCACUGGAUCCCCAAAGUAUGUCCCAAAGGACACGCUCAUUGUUACUGUAGCCAAAUAACUUUAACUGCAAAGUGCAUCAAGCCAAAAGUCCUGUUUGGCAAACUCUUUUUUUCUUGUCUUUUCCCAGCAUGCCUUCCAUGCAGAAUAAAGUUCUGUUUUCUCUUUCUGGCUGUAGACCCAAACACUAUGUCGCCAUCACUUGCAAGACUAAACCACUAAUUGUGUGAUGAAACUUUGGGGUUUCUGAAAACUUUUUUUGCAACAAAUGAUCAGCACUGAGGUUGACCUUGUUUCAGUGACCAGACCCAGGAAAAAAAAUUAAAUACAAUUCCAAAUAAUCUGGAGAUCUUUAGAUUUAGAUGGCAACAAUAACAACAUACACUUCAAUAAAUUUAAACACUGUACAUUUCACUCAUCAGUCCCUAAAGAAUGUCUGUAUAAAACUUUGAACUGCUUUUAUAAGUAGGAUCAUUUUGCUUUUUAUUAUUUAUAGCAUGAAAAUGACAAAAGUUCAGUUAUGU
Molecule: messenger RNA, 2116 nt
Organism: Pundamilia nyererei
Lineage: Eukaryota; Metazoa; Chordata; Actinopteri; Cichliformes; Cichlidae
Exons: 2
Coding region: 135-977 (280 amino acids)
Biological process (GO): regulation of transcription by RNA polymerase II
Cellular component (GO): nucleus; transcription regulator complex
Molecular function (GO): DNA binding
Source: RefSeq, a predicted model, not a curated record